CAAAUCAAGUUCGCACGUUUGCCGCGAAAAGAGUCCGGAAAUAGAAAAACAGGUAAAACGUAAACAAGAGGGAGAGGAGCAGUUGGUACCGGGGGAGAGUAGCAGUUUUUACCGGGGGAGAGGAGCAGUUUUUCCCGGGGUAGAGGAGCAGUUUGUACCGGGGGAGUGGAGCAGUUGGUACCGGGGGAGAGGAGCAGUUGGUCCCGGGGGAGAGGAGCAGAUUGUCCCGGGGUGACUCUGUUGUGGGGCGAUAGCAGCUAGCUCAGUGUAGCUCACAUGCUAACACCGGCCAGUGGCUGCUAACAUCCCCGCUCCUCCGUCCUCUCUCUGCCCGCUGUGUAGUGACCCACAGCCCGGUCCUGACCUCAUGGAUCCUGGGGACCUGGACUCCAGCCUCCCGCAGCCCGACAACCCGUGUCUGAUCGUGGAGGACUCUCAGCCGGACAGCGUGGCCCUGGAGGACGAUCCCGAGAGCAGCUACCGAGCUCUGCUGGCCCGGCGCCUGUCCAACCUGCAGCCCAGCUCCCGGAGCCCGGUGCUGGAACUGAUCUCCUCACCUCUGGGAAGCAGAAGCUCUCAGACGGACUCCGAGAGCUCCCAGAGUAACAACCAGGCUGAACCUGGCAUUCUCACAACAAUCCAGCCGAGCUCAGUGGUCCAGGAGGAGAGUCAAGUUCUCCACACCUGCCCUCCUCCAAACAAGAAGAGUUCACCAGAGGAAGCAGAAAUGGAUUCUGGGGCUGAUUCCACCACUCACUGUCAACCUGAAGAGGAAACCUCUCAGCUUGGGUUUCUCGAGCUUUCACAGACCCAAGAUCUGUGCAGUGAAGCAGUGAACAGUCGGGGGGGAGACUGUGAGAGACGCGACCAAUUAGAGCAGAGCUCCACGACCUCAGCGACUCGGGACACAUCUGUGAGAUCUGAGGUGAGCUCCAGCAGCUCGUCAGACUCUGCGACUCCUUCGGGCCGGCAGCUCAGUGUCCAGGCUCUGCUGCACUCCGAGGGUCUCCAGGCCUCCUGUGAACAGAGGCAGCAGGACUGUGAGCUCCCGUCCUCCCAGGAAGACAUGUUCGAUGCUGACAAGACGGCUGCUGCAGUGGACAGCACAGUAUCUGAGCAGGAGCAGCAGGGCCACCCGACCCCGACCCCCUCCCACACCCUGCGACUGCUGCAUCUGUCUGGACAGGGAACACUGGUGCAGGAGAGUCUGUCCCAGAGCUCUGCUGAUUACGUUGCUCCGACUCCAGACAACUUCAGCCACACUCCUAUAAUGGUUCCCAGCUCACCGACUGGACCAGAGCAUGAACACGGUGCUGAUGAACCCAUGGAUACUUUGUUGCCCCCAGAAGAUCGAGCAGGGGAGAGGGAAGAACAGCCAAUGGAAACGGACACCACCUCUAAGCUCCACCCAUCCUCCUCCACGCCGGUAUCCCAGAAUUCCCCUGGUUUUGCGUUGGAUCGUACUCUCUCUUUACCCUCCCAGCCAGAGCUCUCUCAUGACGUGUUUGUUCCGACACCGAGUCUGGAGCCGCCUCGAGCGCCUGAGAAGAAGUCGACGCCUCAUGAGACAGAGUCUCAACAUCUGGAGUCGGCAGCGUUCACUUCUCCUCUGCAGCUGUGUGUGAACUCUCAGAGCAGCGGUCCUGCUCAGCAGACCUCAGCGCAGAUUGAGGACGACAGUCAGGCCACGCAGAUUGAGGAGUUUGAAGUGGCGCCCGCUGUCGACACCAGUGACCAGAGGAUCGCCCCCCCACUACCACAAACCACUUCUAAAGCUUCCACCUCUGCCCAAUCGCCAAAGUGUUACAACGAAUGUGCCAAGACUGAGUCGUCCAAUCAGUCGCAAAGUUCUGAAGUGCACAACCAGACAGCUUCUUUGAAUGUACACCAUGUGAAUGUAACAGACGGCAAAGACACGGCGUCCUGCUCUCAACCAAAGCUCGACUCCUCGGACGUGUCUGUUAGCAUCUGUGUGCAGGAGACUCCGUCAGAAACCCCCCCGCCCUGUAGCCUGCCUGCGCAGUCCGUCUCCUCUCAGACGUCUGCUGUGGAGGUUAGAGGAGGAACAACAAAGAGUCGCUCUGUACAACCAGUGUCGCAGACUGAGAGUGACAGGAUGGAUCAGGUGGAGGAGGUGGUGGAGGUGGUGGAGGAGGUGGAGGAGGAGAGUGCAAAGGGAGGCGGGGCUUCAGGAAUGGCUCUAGCUCUCUCUCAGAGUGAAGCGAUGACUCCUGAGCCGAUGGAGGACGAGCGUGAAGAGCAGGGAGGGGACAGCGUCAUCGUGGUGACCGACAGCGAGAGACACUCCCAGAGUCUGAAGAGCGACGCCACCAGCAGCUCUCAGCCAAUCAGAGUCAAUGUGUCCGCCUCCACCAACGGCCAUGAGUCCCAGAUGAAGAAGGUGAACGCGGCACUCGAUAGGUUGCCUCAGACGAAGAGGGCGGAGCCUCAACCAGAUGUGCUCAAAGACAAGAGCCUCAGUGACAGUUCGGGAGAGAUUUCCUUCCACUUCACACUUCCUAAAGAAGGGGAGCUGAUUGGUCCUGCAGCUGGAGCCACGCCUCCUCUAAUCAAUCAGCUGAAGCAGUCGCUGAGACACAGCACUCCCAUUGAGCUCUUUUCUGAGAAGUCGGACGAUGUGGGCGAUGUCUCUGGCGACGUGGCGAUGGCUGCCAGCGACCUUGUGUCAGGGGAAGGUGGCGAGGACAGGACGGACCCUGGAGACAGGAAGCUGAGCUUGAGGAUGAAGCUGGUGACCCCAGUUGAAGAAGGCAGCUCUGAGUCCUUCAGUCUGCAGAUAAUAUCUUUCUUUCCACCAGAGCCAGCGCUGCCAGACGAGGACGUGUCUGUCCUCAAGGUCGUCUCCAAGGCUGUGACCAGCAGCUCGUCGGUGUUCAGUCGAGUCCGGCAGGUCCACAGAGCGCAGGAGGACAACACACCUGUCAGGGCGGAGCUGUUCGCCUCGCCACAGAGAAGCUCCCAGGCUUCCUCGCUGGGAUGCAACAGCCAAUCACAAGCUCCACAACAGGAAGCAGCGCCGCAGCAGAACCCUGUAAAUACCCCCAUCCCUGCCGACCAAUCAGAGGAGAGGAGAGGACCACCCGACUCCUCAGAGCCCCCCACCCCAAACUGUCGAGAUGCCCGACUGAAGGCCAGCUCCCAGAAGAGCCUCGACAGCUCCGUCAGCUCCAGUCCAUUCCACAAGCGGAUGCCGCCCCGGCAGACCAGCUUCCAGGCAGAGGGGGUGCGCUCGCCAGCCGGCAGGGGGGAACCAGAGUUUCCAUCCUUCAGGAGAACCACAGGCCCCGCCCACUACAGACACGUGCGCACCACCCAGGAAGUGCGAACCACCAUCACACGGAUCAUCACAGAUGUUUAUUAUGAGGACGGUAAAGAGGUGGAUCGCAAAGUCUCUGAGGAGAGCGAGGAGCCGGUGGUGGACUCCCACGUGUUGGACAGCGACAUCUCUCCGUGCCGCACGGGCAGCAGCUCCAUGACCUCCGGUGACCUGGGGGACAUCAGCUCGCUGUCCUCCAAGGCCUCCAGCAGCAGCACCGGCUUCACCAGGCCGGACUUCAUCAUGCCGUCCAGCCGAGGGGGCAGAUCCUCCAGUCCCAGGAGGGGAGGUGGGUAUCAACAGAGGGGUCACAGGGGUCAAAGGGCAGGGUCAGUGGUCAUGAAGGACAGAGGCUAUGGCACCCUGGGGUCCCGGGCCUUCGUCCCACUGGCUCCCAGAGGCCGAGCGCGUAGGGGCCGUCCCCCGUCCCGCUCCUCGCUGUCCAGGGGAGGAGGCGUCAGCUCCCUGCAGAGACUCGGAGCUCAUGGCCCCCCCCCGUCCUCCUCAGAGGACGAGCCCUUCACCCGCAUGCUCCCCCCACGUCUCCCCGUCAGCCCCACGGACACCGAGCUCCCCAGCCGCUCCGACUCCCUCCGCUCGUCCCCAGAGGAGGCGAGCUCGGCCAGCAGCAGCUUCGUCGGCCUGAGGGUCGUGGCCAAGUGGUCGUCCAACGGCUACUUCUACUCAGGACGCAUCGUCAGAGACGCCGGGGAGGGGAGCUUCCGCCUGCGGUUCGACGACGGCUACGAGUGCGAGGUGGUGGGGAGGGACAUCCUGCUGUGUGAUCCCAUCCCCCUGGAGACAGAGGUCACCGCUCUGCUCGAGGAUGAGUACUUCAGCAUAGGUGUUGUCCGGGGCCAUAAGUCCGAGGGCCAGGAGCUGCUGUACAGCGUGGAGCGGGACGGACAGAGACAGUGGUACAACCGGACCUCGGUCAUCCUGUCGCUGGAGCAGGGAAACCGGCUGAGGGAGCAGCACAGCCUGGGACCCUACGAGCCGUCCACUCCUCUGGCCAAGGCCUCGGACAUCAGCCUGGAUAACCUGGUGGAUGGGAAGAGGAGGCGCAGAGUGACCCCUGGAGGUCAGGACACUCCCAACCGCAGCCCCUGCACCCCCGGCCCCUCCGGCAAGAGGAAGCUGAGGACGACCUCUGAGGACGACAGGUCGCCGGCCAAGAGAGGCCGCAAGGGUCCGGGCCUCAGAGCCGCUCAGCGGGUUGGAGUGUGUAACACCUCCGGCAGCGGCACAGACCCCCCCGGCCGGUCGGCCGACGCGUCGGAGGCUCAGGGGCCGCUGCCUCAGAACGCGUCUCUCUUCAUGGGCUUCGCCUUCAUGCUGACGGCGUCGUCAGAGAGCGACCGACUGACCAACCAGCUCACUGAGGAGGAGGAAGAUCCCACUCAGACCAGUCCGUUCAACAAGGCGUACACAGAGUCCCAGCUGCAGGCGGGCGGCGGCUUCAUCCUGCCCGACUUCAACGAGGAGCAGUGUAAGGCGGCCUAUCAGAGCCUGCUCAUCGCCGACCAGCACUGCCGCACCAGGAAGUACCUGCUGUGCUUGGCGAGCGGCGUGCCCUGCGUGUCACAUGUUUGGGUUCGCGACUGCUGCAAAGAGGACAAGCUGCUGAACUACAGGAACUACCUGCUGCCGGCCGGGGUGGGGCCGGACGACACCGUGGUGGAAUGGCAUCCUCGCUGCAGCCCCUUCAGAUCCCUGCGCCUCCUCCUGGUGUUCGAGGAGCCGGCGGAGCUCUGGGCUCAGCUGAUCACGAUGGGCGGAGCCUCGUCAGUCCGACAGCUCCAGGGGGACAAAGAGGAUUCAGACGUUCCUGCUGGAAAGUAUGACGCGGUGGUGACAGACCACGCCUGUCCACCAUUGGUGGAGAAGAGUGUGACAUCACAGGACGUCCCGAUGGUGUCCCCUGAAUGGCUGAUCCAGAGUCUGAUCAGCGGCGAGCGUCUGGGCUUCCACAGCAAGCCUCAGUAUCGCCACGACUACUCGUCAUAAUCACCUCGUGUUCAGUAUCUUGUGUCGCAUGCUCUGUAUAGAACCGUCUGUUUUUAUGGAUAAUAAUAAACUGUGACUCUGCUUCA
Molecule: messenger RNA, 5430 nt
Organism: Platichthys flesus (European flounder)
Lineage: Eukaryota; Metazoa; Chordata; Actinopteri; Pleuronectiformes; Pleuronectidae
Gene: tp53bp1
Product: tumor protein p53 binding protein, 1
Exons: 28
Coding region: 368-5344 (1658 amino acids)
Biological process (GO): positive regulation of transcription by RNA polymerase II; DNA damage checkpoint signaling
Cellular component (GO): nucleus
Molecular function (GO): histone binding
Source: RefSeq, a predicted model, not a curated record